UCUCUUCUGCUCGGUGCAGGAGGGCCUUCGUGGGUUCUGACAGAGGCGUGGCGGGCCCCAGUUGUCCCCGUUCCAAGGUCAUGGACAGGCGAGGCAGAGGGCACCAGCCAAGGCCCUGAGAACGCUGCCCAGGUGAUGGAGGCAGGCAGCGGAUUGUGACCAUGGAGGCUUGUGGAAAGGGGCCCCCGGCCCCAGGGCCCUGGGAGCUGGCGAGAGAUGAAGUUUGGCUGCCUCUCCUUCCGACAGCCUUAUGCGGGCUUUGUGUUAAACGGAGUCAAGACUCUGGAGACACGGUGGCGCCCUCUGCUUAGCGGCCACCAGAACCAUACCAUCGCCGUCCACAUUGCCCACCGCGACUGGGAAGACGUGGCCUGGUGGGAACUGCUGGUGGAAAGACUCGGGAUGACUCCCGCCCAGAUCCAGGCCUUGCUUCAGGAAGGAGAGAAGUUCGGCCGGGGAGUGGUAGCUGGGCUCGUUGACAUCGGGGAGACUUGGCAGUGCCCCGAGGACUUGGCUCCUCAGGAGCUUGUGGAACUGGAAAGUCAGGCUGUCCUGACCAACCUCCAGCAGAAGUACCUGACAGCCAUCUCCAACCCCAGGUGGCUGCUGCGGCCCAUCCCUUGGCCAGGAGGGAAGGAUGUGUUCCAGGUGGACCUCCCGGAGCACCUCAUCCCUCCGGGACACAAGGCGUGAUGAGCGUGCAGCCCUCAAGAGAAUGUUGCUGACGGGGCAGCUCAGCAGCCUGGUGCGGGUUCCUAGCAGUAAGAUCAGGUGAGAGCUGCCACUGCGGAAGACUGCUACGCCAGGUGCAGUUCGUAUCCAUGGACUGCUUUACUCCCAUGCAACAGAGGGGCUGGGCUUAUCUGAGCUCACUGACCUUGUGUCAAUGGUAAGGAAAUGUCUUGGCUCGAUGAUGAUUGGGGUCCUG
Molecule: messenger RNA, 928 nt
Organism: Ochotona curzoniae (black-lipped pika)
Lineage: Eukaryota; Metazoa; Chordata; Mammalia; Lagomorpha; Ochotonidae
Gene: EOLA2
Product: endothelium and lymphocyte associated ASCH domain 2
Exons: 3
Coding region: 217-693 (158 amino acids)
Source: RefSeq, a predicted model, not a curated record